Colletotrichum truncatum is the source of this 1929-nucleotide messenger RNA. Its product is annotated as siderophore iron transporter. Gene Ontology annotation, molecular function: transmembrane transporter activity. Lineage: Eukaryota; Fungi; Ascomycota; Sordariomycetes; Glomerellales; Glomerellaceae. The record is from RefSeq and is a predicted model, not a curated record. Gene Ontology annotation, cellular component: plasma membrane. Gene Ontology annotation, biological process: transmembrane transport.
AUGUCGAAAAAGGACGUCGACAAGGAGCCACAGGCUUCUGAGGCCCAAAUGGCCCCCCCUACUCAGAACACUACAUCCCAGCAAUUUUUUGAGCCGACCGAGAAGCUCAAACUAUCCGUACCCGAUGAUGAGAGCUCUAAGGAAGCCGGCGUUAGCAGGGUCGAGGCCUUCAACAAGGUUCUCUACCAUUCUGGCCGAAAGGGCAAGAUUUUGCUCUGGCUGCUUGGUGUUUCCAUCGGCCUGACCAUGUUUGCCUACGCCCUCGACAUGGGUAUCACCACUACCAUCUUCGGCACUUUAGCCGCCUCAACUUUCAAAAAACAUAGCCAGCUGGGAACUGUCAAUACUGCGAGUCAAAUUAUCCGAGCCAUCAGCAAGCCUUUCAUCGGAAAGCUAGCCGAUAUCACCUCAAGACCCACCACAUACGUCGUGAUCCUCGCCUUCUACGCUGUAGGUUUUGCCGUUGCCGCCAGCGCCCACACCUUCGCGGCCUACACUAUCGGUAUAUGCUUCACAUCGGUCGGAAAGUCAGGUCUCGAUCUUCUCAGCGACAUCAUUGUUGCGGACUUGACCCCUCUGGAAUGGCGUGGCUUCUUUGGUGCGUGUCUAUCUCUGCCCUUUAUCGUGACAGUGCCCGUCAAUGGUUUCAUUGCCGAGGGCUUUUACGAUGAUUGGCGAUGGGGUCUGGGCAUGUUCUCCAUACUCGUACCCGUUCUUCUCGUCCCGGCUAUCCUCACCCUUUACGCAAUGCAGCGCCGUGGUGAGAAGGCGGGCAUGGUCACCAUGGCCCACUCCAAAGAUGUUCGCACAGGUGUUUCUGAAGCCAGUUCCAAGAAUUUAACGUACUGGGCCAAACUUGCGUACAGAGGCCUGGUUGAUAUCGACAUCAUCGGUCUUGUCCUCCUUGGCUUCGCCUUCUCCCUGAUCCUCUUGCCCAUCACCCUGGCAAAGAGUGCUAAAGAAGGAUGGAAAAACCCGAGCAUGAUUGCCAUGAUCGUCAUGGGUUUCGUCAUUCUCAUCAUCUUCAUCCUCUUCGAGCAUUUCCUCGCUCCUAAGCCCCUGAUGACUAAGCGCAUUCUGAAGAACCGCGCUUUCAUUGCGGGUGUCAUUAUCCAUACUUUCAACCAAAUGGCCUCAUCUGUCCGCAACACCUACUUUUCAUCUUACAUCCUCAUCAUCAAGGAGUGGACCACCUACCAGUGGACCAUCUUUUUAGGUAUCACUACCAUGGGUCUCUGCUUGGUCGGCCCUGUUGUUGGUCUCAUUCACCGCACAACUCAUCGUUACAAGACCCUCAUGAUUUUUGGCGCUGCGGCCAAGAUACUUGGUUAUGGCAUACUGAUCCAGCCGAGUGGUAAGAUGACUCAAGAUACUGCCAGGCUUGUGGCAGCACAGCUCAUCUUUUGCCUUUCCUCUCUCAACGUAGUUGGUGCUCGUGUUGGUGUCCAGGCAUCCGUUCCCCACGACGACGUGGCCUCGAUUAUUUCCAUCAUCACCUUAUGGUCUACAUUGGGAUCCAGUAUUGGCAGUGCUGUUGCCACAAGCAUCUGGACGGAGCAGAUGGUCGACCAAAUGCACAAGGAGAUGCCAGAUGUUUCUGAUAGUGUUAUCACAAAAAUCUACGGAAACAUCAAGACGCUCAAGACCUACAAGUUCGACGAUCCUAUUCGUCAGGGCUCUAUUCAUGCUUACGCCAUUGUCAAUGGACACAUCACUAUCGCUUCAAUCUGUCUGACCUGCCUUCCUCUCAUAGCCUCUUUGUUUAUGCCCAAUUACUAUCUUGGCAAACAACAGAAUGCUGCCAACAACAAGGGUCUUGAUGGCGAGAUCGUCGAUGUGCCGGAUCAACGAGAAGAUAGAGAUAUAAUUGCUUCUCAGCCAGAGACUAAAACGUUCUGGCAAAAGCUGCUUGCCCUUUAUCGCAAGUAG